UAAUACCCCCUAAGGCAAACAGAUCCAAGAUGGCGGCCACGUUGAGGUUGAUGAACUUUUCACGAAGUCACUUGUAUUGUGGUUUGAGGAAAUAYUCUUCGAAAGGCUUCCACCCUCAGUUACACGAAGUGGUGAUUGUCAGUGCAGCCAGGACUGCUGUUGGAUCUUUUAGAAGCUCUCUUGUCAAUAUUCCUGCCACAAAGCUUGGUUCAAUAGCAAUCAAGAAUGCYGUGGAAAGAGCAGGUGUUCCUAUUUCUACUCCAUGUACCACAAUCAACAAAGUGUGUGCUUCAGGCAUGAAGUCAAUUAUGAUGGCAGCACAGAGCCUUCAGUGUGGCAGUCAAGAUGUUAUGGUGGCUGGUGGAAUGGAGAGCAUGUCUAACGUACCAUUUCUUGUUUCUCGUGAGGCGCCGACGUAUGGCGGUCAUUUAAUGGAGGAUGCGAUCGUAAAGGAUGGCUUGUGGGAUGUAUACAAUCAAAUACAUAUGGGAAGUUGUGCAGAGAACACAGCUUCAAAGUACAACAUCACGAGAGAGGAACAAGAUGAGUACGCAGUCAGUUCCUAUAAAAGGUCAGCGGCUGCAUGGGAUGCUGGAAAGUUCAASAAUGAAGUUGUUCCCGUGAAUAUUCCACAGAAAAAAGGUAAACCAGAUGUCAUCUUUCAAGAAGACGAAGAAUUCCGCAAGGUCAAUUUUGACAAGCUCAGCUCACUGAGGACAGUCUUCAAGAAAGAUAAUGGUACUGUAACUGCAGGUAAUGCCAGUACUCUUAAUGACGGAGCAGCAGCUUUAGUCUUGAUGACAAGAGAAGCGGCGGAGAGACUCAAUGUGGAACCACUAGCAAGUAUCAUAGGUUUUGCUGAUGCAUCUGUUGCACCCAUUGAUUUCCCAAUUGCCCCUGCGGCAGCAAUGCCAAAGCUUCUAAAACAAACACACCUUAAGAAGGAAGACAUUUCAAUGUGGGAGAUCAAUGAAGCUUUUAGUGCUGUUGCACUGGCAAACAUCAAGAUAAUGGACUUGGAUCCCAGCAAAGUCAAUAUUCAUGGAGGAGCUGUUUCCCUAGGGCAUCCUAUUGGUAUGUCCGGUGCUCGACUCAUCUGCCAUCUUGCUCACAACCUUAUGCCAGGAGCUUUGGGAUUGGCUAGUAUUUGUAAUGGCGGCGGUGGAGCGUCCGCCAUGAUCAUACGAAAGCUAUGAUAUCCAAGCAGUAAAAUCUAAAAUAUUUAAUACGCUAUAGUUUAUCCUGCAAGUAUAACUUGUAGUCCUUGGACGCUUUCCAUUUGUUCGAAUUGUUAUGAAAUUAGAGGUCGAAUAUUCCGGAAUAAUCGGGGUCCAUUUGCAGUUUUUUUCUGUUUCCCGCGCUUUUCUUGCCCCGGUUGACGCGCGUACCAUUUGUAUUUCCCGCUCUUUUCGUUUGUUCCGGUCGACGCGCGUACCAUUUGAAUUUCCCGCUCUUUUUGGAUAAAAAGCUGGACUGAACACACGACCAAUAUUUCGGAAAAAAAUGGAUUGCAAUGCAUUUUAAACUUUAUUUAUAUUACAAAUGGAAAAUUAUUUUACGUGGACUAAUGGAAAGUGCUCCUGGUCURCCAUCUGUACUUGCCAAAUAUUUGUAUUCAGUCAGGAAACUGAAAGGAUAUUCUGUAGUCUUGGGCAUCCUGUGGUUUUUACAAUGUCAGUUCUAAGUGUGUUGUAUUGUAUCUUUAUGUUAUAAUGUAUUAUAUUCAAUGUGCAAAGGAUUCGCUUUCCUGUGUUUUUUGUGAAUGUUAGUACGAGAACGAAGUUUAGUGUAAUACUAUUUGCAAAUGUAAAACUUACUAAAAUAUAGUUUAUGCGUUUUGAAAUAGAAUUUUUAAUGGACUACAAGUUUAAUGUUUGUAAAA
Exaiptasia diaphana is the source of this 1882-nucleotide messenger RNA. RefSeq names its product acetyl-CoA acetyltransferase, mitochondrial. Gene Ontology annotation, molecular function: acetyl-CoA C-acetyltransferase activity. Lineage: Eukaryota; Metazoa; Cnidaria; Anthozoa; Actiniaria; Aiptasiidae. Gene Ontology annotation, biological process: fatty acid beta-oxidation. The record is from RefSeq and is a predicted model, not a curated record.